Molecule: messenger RNA, 1443 nt
Organism: Fonsecaea erecta
Lineage: Eukaryota; Fungi; Ascomycota; Eurotiomycetes; Chaetothyriales; Herpotrichiellaceae
Exons: 5
Coding region: 1-1443 (480 amino acids)
Source: RefSeq, a predicted model, not a curated record
AUGGAAGCAGGAACCGUGGAAACACUCUCAAAAUGGCGCAUCAACAGGCCCGCCGUACAAAAUGUCAUUAUGGGCGUCAUCCUGUUCUGCCUACCAGGGAUCUAUCUCGCUCUCACGGGACUUGGUGCCGGAGGUGGAGGGCCCGGAGCGCUUCAUGUGGCCAUCAAUACCAAUGCCAUUCUGUACGGGUUGUUCACCGUCUUCGGCUGGAUAGGAGGCACCAUCCUCAACCUCAUGAAGCCCAAGGCGACGGUUAUCUUCGGCGGCUUUGGCUAUCCUCUCUACGUCGGGAGCCUGUGGUACUUCGACCGACGUGGUCAUGAUUGGUUUCCUUACCUGUCCGGAGCCCUUCUGGGCGUCACGGCCGGCUGCCUUUGGACUGCUGCGAGCUUCAUCGCCUGGACGUACCCGGAAGAGAAAGACAAGGGAAAGUACAUCGCCAUCCAAUGGGGUCUCACGUCGCUCGGCGGCACGGUCGGCGCCAGCGUCGCCUUUGGAAUCAGCGCGGACAAGACUGACGCAACGGGUGUGUCGGACCCCGUAUACAUUGUCUUUGUGGUUAUCAUGUGCUGUGCGAUCGUUGCUGCUGCACUUUGCAUCAAGCACCCUGCCAGCAUUGUCCGCGACGACGGCACACACCUGGCUGAGUUUAAGCCCACCAACACGCGGGCGGAGCUGCGAAACUUGAAGAAGACCUUCACCGACUGGAAGCUCCUGGCACUGACACCGGCCUUCUUUGCGUCCGAGAUGUGCCUUUCCACCACGAGCAGCCUGAACAGCUACUACUUCGACCUCCGGACGCGGUCCCUGAACAACGUCCUCUUCCAAGCCAUCAUGAUCGCUGGAUCUGUCGGCAUGAGCUUUCUCCUCGACGCGCAACAUUUGUCUCGCCGUCGCCGCGGCCUCAUCGCGUGCGUCACGGUCGGUGUCAUCACGAUGGGCGCCGCGGCCGGCUUGAUCGGAUGGAUGAAAAAGUACGGGCUCGACGGCCGACUCGAGACGCCCCCAGCAGUGGACUGGACGAAUGGGAGGUUCGCCGGAGGUGUCAUUCUGUACCUCCUCUGGGGGAUUGUCUAUUCCACAUACCUGUGCAGUGCCGGCUGGGUUGUGGGGUCGUUGUCGAAUGAUCCCGUCGUCAUCGCCAUGUACAGUGGCUUCACCAAGGGCAUGGGGUCGCUGGGCUUGUGUGUCUGUUUCGUCAUGGAUUCGCAGUCCGUCACAUACAUGACGCAGGCCAUUGUCCAGCUUGUCCUCUACGGAGUCGGCUCUCUCACGCUCAUUUACGUUGUCGUCUUCUACCUCAAAGACACCAACUAUUUCCUCGAAGAGAGCGUGGUGGUGCCGCUCCAUAUCCAGCAAGAGAAACAUGUCGCGAUUGAGGCACUGGAAGUCCCAGCAGACACUGAAGAGGUCUCAGCUACUGUCAGUGGGAAAACAGAGUAA